Molecule: messenger RNA, 750 nt
Organism: Phanerochaete carnosa HHB-10118-sp
Lineage: Eukaryota; Fungi; Basidiomycota; Agaricomycetes; Polyporales; Phanerochaetaceae
Exons: 5
Coding region: 1-750 (249 amino acids)
Source: RefSeq, a predicted model, not a curated record
AUGGCGCACUCCCUCGUCCUACGAGCUCGGUCCCGCUCCUCGACACAUUCGACACCUCCUUCCCUCGUACCACGCGAGCUGAAGCACCGGGCGUUCAAUGUCAGGGAGCAUCUUGGGAACCUGUCGUUCUAUUUCCCUGUACCUGUGCCACAGGGAAUGGAACCAGAUCUGUCCAGGGUGGGGCCGGUCAUGCUGAUGCAGCGCCAUGGUCCGUACCAUCCGCUUGCGUCCGAGUUAGCGUUCAUCGCUGGCCUAGUCGAGAAGCUUGUCAGUCACUCCACUGCCGUACGGAAGGAGAGUCUUCCCAGCAACCUCGAGUUCCGCAAGGCCGACUAUGUCUCGAUACCUGGUCACGAAGACACACCUGGACGGCGGCAACUGUUUCAUCACGAUGUCAAGUUCGCUCUGACGUAUCUGCAUUUGAAGGCCCCUCCUCCUCGCCGAUUGCGCGUACGACCUUCUACGCCGCCACGGUGCGGCGCCUUCACGAAGGGCGAGAUCGAGACGUUCGAGCACGAGCUGGACUUGCUCAUGAAUGGCGCGUUCGGCGGAUCGCUCCGGCGCGAGAAUGACCUGGAUAAGUUCAAAGGCCCGCAGAUCUGCCUCGUCCUCAACGAGCCCUCGAUGCCGCUCAUGACCCGCAAGAACAUGAAUGAAAACCACGGCUCGUGCGCGCUCAGCGACUUUGCCUCCGCGCACGCGGAUGUCACGAGGAUCUAUGGGCCGGAACGCGCCCUGCGGCGCCGGUAG